Molecule: messenger RNA, 2675 nt
Organism: Perca fluviatilis (European perch)
Lineage: Eukaryota; Metazoa; Chordata; Actinopteri; Perciformes; Percidae
Gene: unc119a2
Product: unc-119 homolog b (C. elegans)
Exons: 5
Coding region: 140-889 (249 amino acids)
Biological process (GO): visual perception; nervous system development; lipoprotein transport
Cellular component (GO): intercellular bridge; spindle pole; spindle midzone
Molecular function (GO): lipid binding
Source: RefSeq, a predicted model, not a curated record
AUAAAGCCCAAGCGGAUUUGAAUUAGGCACCGGAUAACAGACAGCAACUGUGCAUCCUUCGGUGAGGGAGGGGGAGAGGGAGGCAACUGUUUUGUAUCUUGGAAGCUCUGGGUUAGGAGAGGGGGAGGAGGAGCGGAGAAUGAGCUAUUCUUGUACCAGCAGAGGCAACAGCCAGGACCCAUCAACCGCUAAGAAGGCUGCCGGUAAUAAUCCGGGCAGAGGCACUGACAGCAGCAGUAGCGGCAGCCCGAAGCAAACGGCAUCGAUGAAAGUGAAGAAAGGCUGCAACUCGACCGACGUGGGGGUCCCGGGGACCAUGGAGGAGGACCUGCAGGGCAGCACGGUGAUCACUCCGGAUGAUGUUCUGGGCUUGCAGAAGAUCACAGAGAAUUAUCUUUGCAGCUCGGACGAAAACAUUUACAACAUUGACUUCACCAGGUUCAAGAUCAGAGAUAUGGAAACCGCCACAGUGCUGUUUGAAAUCACCAAACCUCCAUCCAUAGACAAAGCAGGAGAGAAGAGGGAUGUUGACCCAAACGCCGGCCGAUUUGUCCGUUACCAGUUCACCCCCGCUUUUCUCAGACUGCGACAAGUUGGAGCUACCGUUGAGUUCACGGUCGGGGACAAGCCGAUAGAAAACUUCAGGAUGAUCGAGAGACAUUAUUUUAGAGAGAAGUUGCUCAAGAGUUUUGACUUUGAGUUUGGCUUCUGCAUGCCCAGCAGCAAGAACACCUGUGAACACAUCUACGAAUUCCCACCUCUGUCUGAGGACAUCAUCAGAGAGAUGGUCCUGCACCCGUAUGAGACACAGUCUGACAGCUUCUACUUUGUGGACAAUAAGCUGGUGAUGCACAACAAGGCGGACUACUCUUACAACGGCGGGACAUAGAGACGACACGCUGACACGAGAGACAGGUGGAUGUACGGACUGACCUAAGAGACGAUCGGAGUACACUGGUGGAGUAAACAUCCUGUCAAUCCAGUAUGUCUCUCUCUGUUUAUUUAUCUCCUCCUCUGUCUUUCUUCCGCUGAGAGAGCCAUCCAGAAAGAGAGAGAGAGUGUGUGUGUGUGUGUGUGUGUGUGUGUGUGUGUGUGUGUGUGUGUGUGUGUGUGUGUGUGUGUGUGUGUGUGUGUGUGUGUGUGUGUGUGUGUGUGUGUGUGUGUGUGUGUGUGUGUGUGUGUGUGUGUGUGCUGUUACAAAGUGUAUUUGUGACAUGAUAAACCAGCAAGUAAGCAACUUUUUAGGAAAUAUCAGAUGGUUUUUCGCUCUCAAAAAAAGAAAAAACUCUAUCUUCAAAUAUUCAUAAAAAAUAUUUUUUUCAUUCCUGUACAUGUUAGUGUUUAGGAACAAACAUUGCAUCUAAAAAUGUGUGUUUUUAGGACUUAAGUCAAAGUUUUUGGGGAAAUUUAUUUCUCCGAUUCAAUGAGUGAGUAUGUGUGUUUGUGUACUUUGUAUGACUGUCUGUCUGAAGCACUUAUAGUCUGACAAAAAAAAUACAAAUAUUUAAACAAUAAUGUGGUCAUCUGGUGUGCAGAGGUCGAAUAGAUUUCCAAAACAUGUUAGCACAUUUAUCUACACAGUAAGCAGUAGUUGGUUCAUCAGACGUGUUUACUGUUUUCGUCUCCCUUUGUUCCUUAUUUAUUUUCUUGAAUCAUGUGACGAUAGGCGAUAAAGAAGUUGUUAAAACCUUUUGUUAAGUUGUGUGUCCAAGUUUAAAGUUUUUGCUGUUUGGAAACUUUUCAAAAUGAGAGAAGAAAAGGAAAACUUGCAUUUGUAAAUGUUGAUAUUUUUCAGUCAGAUCUGUGUUGCAAAAAGGAAGAUUUGAGGUAAUGUAGCAGAAAUCACCCUUAAAUGUUAUAUACUUUUGUUUGUACAAGUAUGUGAUCUAAAUUUUGUUUCUGUGGCAGUCCUUCUCAUGUCAUUUAUGUCCAUAUGUUGUUUCUCUGUUAUCUGAUUGCUGCUAUCUGAUCGCUCAUUUCUGUCUCAUUGUUUUCAGAAACAUUCCGGUGAGUUAGGACCUGAGUGUGUUGAUCUCUUGUUAUUUGAGGGCAUUUAUUACACAGGGAAUCGGUAACUGAUCUGUCUUAGGACAACUCUAAAUUGUAAUAUGCACACUUUGCUUCCUCUCUCUGUGCUGAGACACAACCUGACCCAAAUAGUAUCCAAAAAUCUACCUUUUUUUCAAAAUAUCUGCAUAUAAUGUGUGAUUUGAAUCACUUUAUAGUCAGUUUAGUGAUCCUACUUAAAUUGCCGUAAACUCCAACCGCUUGUUGCAGAAAGUGUGUUCAAACGAACGCUGCAAAUGAUUUGCAAAUACUGGUUUAGCCAGGUCUAUGAAGAGAUGCAGCCAGUUUAAAGGAUAUUACUUAAAUGCAGCUGUUGUGUUCAGAUCAACACAAGACAAGGGUGGAAACUGAUUUAGAUUGUCAUUAGCUUAAAGUGAUUAAAAUCCAGGAGACUUUUUGGGGGCCUAUUGUGAGUUACACGUACAGCAAAUAAAGUAGCAAAUCUGCUGACUGACUUGAAUUAUAUGUCAUAAAAUGUAACAUAGAUAUGUAGAACACAUUUGUUUAUGACCAAUCGUGACUCGUGUACAAAUUAUUUUGAACUCGUGUAAAGUUUUUGACGAUUCAAAUGUUGGUCAAAAUAAAGAUUUACGGGAUUUUUUUUGAAA